Molecule: messenger RNA, 4168 nt
Organism: Epinephelus moara (kelp grouper)
Lineage: Eukaryota; Metazoa; Chordata; Actinopteri; Perciformes; Serranidae
Gene: snx20
Product: sorting nexin 20
Exons: 4
Coding region: 118-996 (292 amino acids)
Biological process (GO): protein transport
Cellular component (GO): early endosome membrane
Molecular function (GO): phosphatidylinositol phosphate binding; protein binding
Source: RefSeq, a predicted model, not a curated record
GAACUUCCUCCUCUCUCUGCACGUCUCUCAGCACAAGCACACCCUUUAUACUGUAUGUCUGUGUGUUCUUAGGACAAACUCUUGCUGAACUGCGGGAAGAGAGGCUGUUUGGGUGUGAUGGCAGAGCCACAGAGGGGCACUGGAAACCGGACUGAGACACACAUAAGGACUCUGUCUUCAGAUGAACCCCCCAGUUGUUCCAGUUUGACCACUAAGGAGCUGCAGCAGAACUUGAGGGAAGUGAAGAAGAGAGAGCGACCCGUCAGGCUGCUGUUUGAAAUCCCAUCGACUCGUAUUAUUCAUCAUGUUCUGUCCAAAUAUGUGGUGUAUGAGAUCGUGGUGAUGCGCUCUGGCAGCUUCGAUUCCCACCGUGUGCCUGUGGAGCGCCGUUACAGCGACUUUUCCCGCUUCCACCACAAACUGCUGGAGGAGUUUGAGGAGGAGCUGGAGGAUGUAGUUCUCCCCCGAAAACACCUGAGCGGGAACUUCAGCCCUGAAAUAAUCUCAGAGCGUCGCCUUGGCCUCCAGGACUACCUGGCUAAACUUUACAGUGUUCGCUGCGUUCGGCAUUCUCCUCAUUUCGCCAAGUUCUUCACUGAGCAGGAGCAGAAACGAGCACACGAUCUGUUGCGAGCGGGACAGUUUAAGCCUGCUGUGGAGCAGCUGCAGAAUGUGUUAGAGGUGGAGGAGAAGUUGUUACCUUGGCAGAACCCCACCCUGAUUGUACCCACCCUCUCCGCCCUCGCAGUCUGUUACCGGGACCUGGAGGAACCAGAAAAGGCCUCUGCUGCUGCUCAGAGAGCCUUGCCUCCAGUGAGACGCUACGGACUUAAAAACUACAGAGCUGCAGUGCUGGAUCUGCUGGUGGAUCUGGGUUAUCAGCUGGGACGUCCUGUCGCUCAGUUACAGGAGGAGCUGACUGUCCUAAGGGACGCUGAGAGGGGUGAGGUGUCCCCUCGCUCUCUGAAAGAGUUAGUGGUCCAACAGUUCCCCUGAGUCUCUGAAAGAGUUAGUAGUCCACUUGUUUCAGAGUCUCUGAAGAAGUUAGUGGUCCACCAGUUCCCAAGGCUUUGAAAGGGUUAGUGGUCCAUCAGUUCCCUGGAGUCUUUGGAGGAGUUCAUGGUCCAUGAGUUGACCAGAGGACGAUCCAGGUGAUUGGGACAAACCAAACCAACAAACUCUGGAGCUGAGCUGAAUCAGUGAUCCAUAACUUGCUCGUCUUUUGUCAGUAAAUCUUUCUCGGUCAGAUUCAGAGUUCUGCAGGAAAUCAGGACGUUUGGUAGAAAAUGACUGAGACAUCAAACCACAGCUGAGCUGUAAGUGUAAGUGAGAGUUGCAUGAUCUGUCCUUCAUACUAUAAAUAAUUUAUUUCAGUGUGUGCAAACUGUCACUACUAUCUGCAGUGAACAAAGUGAAUGUGCAUCACCAUGUCUGCAGAGGAACUAAUGUGUGUUGGCCAAUCUGUGCAGAGGAUGCAGUGAUUUCAACAAAACAAAAACUGGAACUCCCCGAAAAAGUUACCCAACCUGCUUCACUUUGUGUGUGUGUGCGCUUUUUUUUUUUUUUUUACAAGAGAACAAAGGCAAACCUCUCAGGGUGCUUUAAAACCUGCCCUGUUUGAUUCGGUUCAAUCGAACUCAGGUUAAUUCGCCCCCUAAGUAGUCUGUUUCGGGCAGGUGUGAACACAGCAAUCGCACUGGGGUGUGCACCAAAACAACCGAACCAAGACCUUCUUGAAGAGGUGGUCUCAGUCCGGUUAUAAAUGAACUCUGGUGCGGUUCAUUUGUGGUGAGGAUGUGUUCCGACCUGGAUGUGAAGCAACUGCAGUCACAUGACACAUUGUUUGGGUUAAACAUGAGCAUGUUACAGUCCUGGAGGAUUAUUAAUGUGCACCUCCUCCUGUACUGCCUUAAUAUGCACAUUCAGCACAUCCAAUGCAUCAAAACAUUGUUUUCUAGUUGGAGCCGCGCCUCGUUUUCAAACUGUAUGGUUUGACUAAAAUGAACAAUGACAGCAAUAUAGUCCACGAUGAGCAGCGCUAAAAUCAACCUGCGUAGUUGUCCCUCCAUUGUGACAUUAGAAAGUGUCACAUUUAUCUUGCCAGUGUACUCUUCUUCAACGUUUGCUUUACUUCCUGGAUUUUUCCCACAUGGAAAUUCUGACCAAUCAAGAGCAGCUUUCUCACACAAGGCAUUUGAUCUGGUCCGCUUGAAAAUGCUGUCGUGAGAACAUGAAUCAACUCUAGGCAAUUAUGCAACUGUGGAACAAAACUAGUCCCUGAUUCAGACCAAAGCAAGACAAAUCUAGGUCUGAAAACACCCAGUGUAACCCAUCCCCGUAACCCUGUCAGUGUAAUAUUGAUUAAUGAUACACUGUGAACUCUGAGUAAGAGUUUGGGUUUUAACAUGAAGAAUAAAUUGAAUGCACUGAGGAAACAUUUGGUCCAAAGAGAUUCUGAUGAAUGAGGCUGAAUGUUCUUCAUUCUCAGCUCAAACUGAAACAGCAGUUGAGUCUGUUCUGGAGCUCUCUAACAGAUCACAUGUUCUUCCUCAAGCUGAGAGCUUUUAAACCAACAGGGAAGAGAAGUCAUUACAGUGCUCAGAAAAUUGUAAAUGUGAACAGCUCCAUCUGCUGAGGAAGAUCAUGUGAUACAUAUGAAAGCUCCAGUUAUACACAUACAGUGAAAACUGACACUCUUGUGUCUUUGCUUUUUGUGGCACUAAUUUUGGUUUCUGAGUUUUCAAAAGUUCAGAUUCACUUUGUUAUUCUGUUGUUUCUGUAUAAAUCUUUUGUUUUGCUGAAUUGAAAUGAUUAACCCAUGAAUAUCAUAACAUCCUGAGACCUGAACUUUUGUUUGGUAUGUAUUUUUAAUUUCUCCCCACUAUUUGGGAUCAGUAGGACCUGAUAAGUAUAAAAACUAAACAUUGUUAACGACAAUAAAGUCCCAAUGUCCUCAAACAAGCUGAUGAUAAAUUCCCAACAUCUUCAAACAAGUAUGUCCUAAUUAACAGCGUCUUAGCUUGUUAUUGUUGCUAAAACUGGUAAAAUGUGUUGGUAUAUCAAACUGCAAACUUAAUUAAUCAUAUAUAAACAAGUUUCAAUUGUAAAAAUGUGAUCAGGUUUUGUACCUUGUCCAAUUUUGUGUCGGGAUCUGCUGCAGACUGACUUGGCAGAGAUGGCUGCCAUCUUGUUUUUACAUGGAUUAGUGUAUUGUGCUCUUACUACCACUAGAUGGCACAAAAAAGUGUCCAUGAACGAGGACAACAGGUCUAAAUUAAGUAGAUUAACUAUAAAGUGCAGUAAAUCCUAAAUGGACGUCCUCAUGUGAAGACACAGGGUCUCAGGUGGAUAAAUAUAAUGUGUAUUGCUGAUACAGAGUAUAACAGCACAGGGACUUUUAACUAUGAAUGUUUCACUCUGCUUUACAGGUGUUCUAAACUGUUAAUUUCAUUAAACGUUGAUUAUCCUGCAUUAAGAGUCAUCGCAACAAAUUUUGCACCGCAAACAUCCAGAUUUCCACAAAUAACGUUUGAGUUAAAUAAAAAUACUAAAUGGUCGUCAGAAGAGGAUUAAGGGAUGGAAAGAAACCUGGAUACUUCAGUGCAAACCUCCAUCUGUGCUCAUAUGACAACAGCUGAUAUCAUAAUGUACUUUUUGUUCAGCUGUUAACUCAUUUGAAUCACACAAAGGUGACUGUCAACACUCUUUUUUCACUGGUUGCACAAUAAAUGGAAACUUACAGAUAAAACAUGACACAAAGCAGCUGGUCUGUGGUAACAUGUAGACCCACACAAAGCAAGCGUGCAGGAAUGUUAAUGUGUUGCUUUGCGACAGUCCAGUCAAAGAGGCGAUAAAUGAUCAAAUAAACAAACAAAUCUUCAUCCGUUGUGGCUCAUUCUUUUUAACUUGUAAAUGCUUGUAGAACUGUUGAAAAGAAGCAAUGUCACACUUGAGGUCGUGCUGUUGUCCUGAAAAUCAGCUGUUAUUAAUGAAGUUAAUUUGUUAACGUGUGUUUGGGAGCAGGGCCACGCCUCCACCAUACUUCUGAUUACGUGCCAAGCCUGCCUAUACCUGGUCAACCUGCUCUGUUUGUCUCAGAUUUGUAGACCAACCCUCUGUUUCCCUUCCUUUAAUCCAUCAUUCCUUCAUCCCCUCAUCUCUUCUUAUU